GAAGAGCUUGAUUCCUUUUGUAUUUACCCAAAAGGCUUUUUUCCCUUUGGAUUUCUCUUCCAUCUGGCUGCUCCAAAAGUCUGCGGAAAAAGACAGUUGAAUGCAGCCUCCGAUGUACACAAAAGAAUGGGUUUCCAUUCAAGGUGGCCAUUGGUGGGACAAGCACCAGCGGCACUUUGUGUGAUCAGCAUGCUACUGUGCCUCCCUCCUGUGUCAUGCACAACCUGCCCCCAGAAAUGCCGAUGUGAAGACCUGCAGUUUUACUGCGACACGCAGGGGCUCCUGGCGCCCCCAGACGGUGUGGAUAAAGGGGCCCUUGGACUUUCGCUCAGACACAACAGCAUCAGCGAGCUCAGCUCAGACCAGUUCUUUGGCUUCACCCAGCUCACUUGGCUUCAUCUGGACCACAACCAAAUAACCACCGUGCAUGAGGAUGCCUUCCAGGGGCUGUACAAGCUCAAGGACCUUAACCUGAGCUCAAACCGCAUCACCAAGCUGCCAAACACAACCUUCAUCCACCUCAUCAACCUGCAGAUCUUAGAUCUCUCCUUCAACCAGAUGACGGCUCUGGAGCCUGAGCUCUUUCACGGGCUCCGGAAACUCCAGAUCCUUCACCUGCGGUCAAACUCCCUGCGCACGACACCCGUGCGGGCCUUCUGGGACUGCCGGAGCCUGGAAUAUCUUGGCCUGAGCAACAACCGGCUCCGUAGCCUGGCCCGGAACGGCUUUGCCGGGUUAAUUAAGCUCCGGGAGCUCCAUUUGGAACACAAUCACUUGACCAAGAUUAACUUGGCACACUUCCCUCGUCUGGUUGCCCUCCAGUUCCUUUAUCUGCAGUGGAACAAGAUCAACAAUUUAACAUGCACCAUGGAAUGGAAAUGGACAACUCUGGAGAAACUGGAUCUCACUGGGAACGAGAUACGUGUACUCACCCCCGACGUGUUUGAGACUUUGCCCAGCCUCAAGAUCUUGCUGCUGGAUAACAACAAACUGACCAACCUCGAUACCCAAACCAUGGAUAUGUGGAAGUCCCUAACCGCAAUCGGGCUGUCGAGCAACCUUUGGGAAUGUACCAAACGAAUCUGCAAUUUGGCCACUUGGUUGAGCACCUUUAAGGGUCGAUGGGAGCAUUCUAUCCUCUGCCACAGUCCUGAGUAUGCGCAGGGCGAGGAAAUACUGGAUGCCGUUUACGGAUUCCAACUUUGCCAAAAUUUCUCAGCCCCGGUCAUACUGACCAGUACAAGCACGGAUGCCAUGCUCCCUGAGAUCACAAGCUCUCUGUUUGGAAAUAUGCAGACCCCUACGCAAGACUUCUAUGCAGAGGAUUUUGGGAGCUUUACGAUUGUCACUACUACUACUACCACCACCCAACCCCCACGCACUGCCCUUGCUACUACCAUGACGGUGGAGGGUGCAGAUGUUACCGAGGACUACUCUGCUAUGGACAACACAGUGCUGACCCAGAGGGUCAUCAUUGGCACCAUGGCUCUGUUGUUUUCAUUCUUUCUCAUUAUUUUUGUAGUGUACAUAUCGCGAAAAUGCUGCCCUCCCACUCUGAGGCGGAUCCGCCAUUGCUCGGCCAUUCAGAACCGGCGACAGAUGAGGACCCAGCAGAGGCAGCCAAUGGCGGACCUGGCUACACAGGUGCCCUAUAACGAGUAUGAUCCCAGUCACGAGGAGGGUGCACUUGUGAUCAUCAAUGGCUAUGGGCAGUGCAAAUGUCAGCAACUGCCUUACAAAGAGUGUGAAGUAUAAACUCUAUUUAUUCCUGCAGUUUAUGGGUUUAAACAUUUGUCCAUUUCAAAAGAU
Messenger RNA from Megalobrama amblycephala (Wuchang bream), 1809 nucleotides. It is a transcript of the gene lrrtm2, whose product is annotated as leucine rich repeat transmembrane neuronal 2. The transcript is spliced from 2 exons. Bases 127 to 1755 code for a protein of 542 amino acids. The record is from RefSeq and is a predicted model, not a curated record. NCBI's taxonomy places the organism in Eukaryota, Metazoa, Chordata, Actinopteri, Cypriniformes, Xenocyprididae. Gene Ontology annotation, cellular component: extracellular matrix. Gene Ontology annotation, molecular function: protein binding.